Habropoda laboriosa is the source of this 2646-nucleotide messenger RNA. It is a transcript of the gene insc, whose product is annotated as protein inscuteable homolog. Bases 376 to 2646 code for a protein of 756 amino acids. Gene Ontology annotation, cellular component: apical cortex. Gene Ontology annotation, biological process: apical protein localization; establishment of mitotic spindle orientation; regulation of asymmetric cell division. The transcript is spliced from 5 exons. The record is from RefSeq and is a predicted model, not a curated record. Gene Ontology annotation, molecular function: cytoskeletal adaptor activity. Lineage: Eukaryota; Metazoa; Arthropoda; Insecta; Hymenoptera; Apidae.
AGAAGAAACUGUUGAGUAAGAAAGAAGACGAUCGAAGAGAAGUGAAAAAGGAAUGUUUCUGGUGUCAUCGGAAGGAGCGAUCGGAUUCUCCAUGGGGGUUGCGGCGGACACCAUACGGUCCUCCGGGCACGCGACCUGUGGGAGGGUCGUUCCGCUCUGCUGAAUCGUGAAACCGCCCUAGUGUGCAUUAGCAUUGUUCCGCUGUUCAUCUUCGUCGUUACGAACCCUAUCAAGGAACUUCUUCUUCUUAAAAAAAAAAAACAAAAUUGCUUGAGCACAAUUCUCCACACUUUAACGAGUUCCAUACUCAAGACUUCGUUCAACGAACUUGAAAUCGUCGCGAAAGUUGGUCGAGGAAAGCGAACAGAAGAGAAGAUGAGCGCGUUCAAGAGACAUCAGAGCAAAGUGUUCUGGGGGCACAUGGCGUCCCAGGAUCGAGAAAGUUUCGAUCCUUUCGCCUCGAGGAACGAUUUCGCCAAAGUCAAGCAAAAUCUUGUCCGCGAGUUCGAGAUAGUCGAAGAGGAACCGGAAGAGGAACGAUCGUCCAGCGUCAACGAUACAAGCGACACGAUCGACGGGGAAAAUGUAACGGCUAUUCGCGUUUGUACGAAUGAAAACGACGAUCGAACAAUCUAUUCGACUACCACGAUCGAAGAUGAAAAUCUGAUGACUCAGACGGUCACGAUGGACAUAAAGGACGAAGAAGACAAAGAGGACGAGCAGAACAUCGUUCUCGCAAACAGAUCAUCCAGCCCUUUGAGUCAAGAUCUUCGAAGUCUAGAUUCCGGUUUCUCCGAUUCGGAGCGGUCCAAUUGCUCAGAGUUCUACGAGAAUGAAACACCGAGGCGUCGAAGAAGAAGGAAACGAGUGAAAGAUCGACGACACGGUAUGCAUCCAAGGAUUGGCGCCGUUUGGUUGGAAGAUGAGACUCUCCCAAAUCCUACAUACACUUCGACACCCAAGGACUCGAGAAUUUUACCUCGAAAAACUGUGGUCCUUAACGCAAAUGCCGAAAGAAGCGUGUCAAGAGCGCAAAGAACGGAAGACGAUCAAGUAGACGUGUCAGCGAUAUCACCGUCUGUCUCCUUGGAAGAUGAGUGUCUCGGUGAUUUCUUGUACGCGGCCGAGCCGCCAGAAGAUGCAGCCGAGUCGAGAAGCGCGAACUCGUCGAUAACGAGCAACUUUUCUGAGGCGGAGCCGAUCUACAAGUCAGCGCUGCAUUCCAGAACUUACAGGCAGUCUUCGUCUGUGAGAGCAUGGCUGGGUGAUCUCGCUGUAGAAACUGAAAACGAGUGCGGCAACACACUUCAGAGUAAAGCGCUACCGCGACGAAAGGCUCGCGAGUUCUUGAACGAAAAGGACGAGAUGAACGAUCUCAAGGCUCUGUCGUCUUUGGCUACAGCUGCAGCCAACAAAUUGCUCGUCAGAGCUGAGCAAUUCGAUCGACAUUAUCAGUACAUAUUCGAUAAAGUGUCGCAUUUAGAAAGCGGCAGAUCGGAACAGCAGCUCCUACGUGCCAUAGAGGACGACGCUUUCUCCGUGCUUUCGGAGCUAGGUGCACCGCCUCCGCGUAGAAUUCAACAGAGCAGCUUGAAAGGAAUCCUAGCGCAGCUAGAAAGUAUGAAGAAUUACGUGGACAGUGCUAUAGAUACUCGUUUAGAUUUUUAUAUCGAGAGAGUGGUGAGAGGAUUAGAGGAAGCGCCGAAGGACGAUACCAUGUUAGCCAGAGGUGCUUUGGCGGCUUUAACGGCUCUAGGAUUGGCGGGACCUCGAGCUGGAAGCAGUAUUACAAGGUGUUUAGGUAUCAGGGCACUUCUCACGUCACUUAUCACCGCUGGAAGGACGUCGGUAGAUUUUGUCGCAGCUUCUCUGCGCGCUUUGGCAAGCGUGUGUUGUUCUGCCACGGCGAUAGAUCAGUUUGUGAAAGAUGGAGGUCCAGAGAUAUUGACAGACUUACUGGUCGCUGAUAACAAGUCUGAGAAGGAAAAGAUGGAGGCAACUGCUUUAGUUGUACAAAUCACUGCACCAUGGGUGAACGCUUUGGGCCUGCCUUACUUGGAACCUUUUGUCAAAGAUCUAAUACCGCCUUUAAACCGUCUAGUCGAGAGCACCAACUGUGGCCAAACUUUACUGCUGGUCGCAGCUGCGUUUAACCAUUUGUCCAAGUCGAGGAAAUGUGCCAUUGUGAUACUGGAGCAUAACACCGUUAAGAAGUUGCUGAGAACUGUAAAGAAGUCAACUGGCAGAAAUGUUUGGUUGAUGGAGCAGGUAGCGGGCCUUAUCAGCGAGUUGGCGCGCAUUCCUGAAGCUCGAGCGCACCUGGCGGAAGCCCGUGCCUCUAUCGCGUUGGUUUCUUUCCUCAGAAUGAGACCUCCGGGCUUGGAGGAUGCGUACAAACGUUUAGAGAUUACCGCCGCGACGGCAUUAACGAGACUCUGUGUCGAUCCAGAGAUUGCAAGGCAAGUUGUUGCUGUUGGUGGCGCGGAUUGUUUGCCGUCGUGUAAGGCUGAGGAUCUUCUGACCGAGAACGAAGAGCAAAUCGAGGCUGGAUUGCUCAGGUAUACGAAGUCUUUGAGAAGAGCUUGCAAAAGAGCCGCGAAACAAAUUGACAUAGCGAAAGCCAGUGACUAUAGUACUUUGAGUUAA